AUGGUAGAUGAAACAGCAGAAUUGAGUGUAAAGUAUUGGGGCAACACAGAGAUGGCAGUUAAAUCUGCCCGGAGAAAUCGCAGUGAAGGUGACAUGAGCUGUAGCGAGGACGGAGUCAGGGGGAUUUCUACACACUCAGUCUCAGAAGCUGCCGGAACCAAGAUCGAGGCCGUUCCGUCAGUGUUUUCAGACGCGGCAAAGGUAGAGCGAAGGGGGGCGUGGCGCCCAGGUUUCGCGGGUGCUUGGAACGAUCUUCAGCUGGCACAAUUACAGGCCUCAAAACAGCAAAGGAUGAACCGAGUUCUUGGAAAGGUGCUGUGUUUGCGGAAUGACACCAUUUUUAAGCAAGCCUUUUCCCUCUUGAGGUUCAGAACUUCAGGAGAGAAUCCCAUCUGUUCUGCAGGUGGCAUUCUGCUGAGUACCAGUCGGCACUACAGGUCACAGCCCACACAUGGCAUUGGAAGAUACAAGCACCUAGUUAAAGCACAAGAGCCCAAGAAGAAGAGGGGAAAAGUGGAAAUCACACCCAUUAAUUUGGGGACAGAUUAUGAAUAUGGAGUUUUAAACAUUCACCUAACUGCAUAUGACAUGGUCCUGGCAGAGAGUUAUGCCCAAUAUGUUCACAACCUCUGCAACCAUCUCUCCAUUAAAGUCGAGGAAAGUUAUGCGAUGCCUACCAAAACCAUGGAGGUGUUGCAGCUGCAGGACCAAGGCAGCAAAAUGUUCCUGGACUCAGUUCUUACCACCCAUGAGCGAGUGGUUCAGAUCAGCGGUUUGAGUACUACGUUUGCACAAAUUUUCUUGGAAAUAAUCCAAAGCAAUCUUCCUGAAGGAGUCAACUUGUCAGUGAGGGAGCACACUGAAGAAGAUUUCAAGGGAAGGUUCAAAGCUCGGCCAGAACUGGAAGAACUGGUAGCCAAGUUGAACUAGCUCAUUGCAGACCCUUUCAUGCCAGCACUGGUGAUAUUGAGUGGCAAGGGGAAGAGCUUCCUGGGUGGCCAAAGUUAAGCAAGAGACCCUGAGCCUUGACAUCAUCAGUACCCAUCUCCACAGCCAGGAGUGCCUCCUCUCCUCUGUGGAGGAGUGCUUGCCAAUUGUCACCACUUUCCUUUGAACCAGCCCUAGGUAUCCUUCACCUAAUAAAAAUCUGCUGGUG
This is a messenger RNA of Hippopotamus amphibius kiboko, 1156 nucleotides long. It is a transcript of the gene MRPL48, whose product is annotated as mitochondrial ribosomal protein L48. The transcript is spliced from 9 exons. Lineage: Eukaryota; Metazoa; Chordata; Mammalia; Artiodactyla; Hippopotamidae. The record is from RefSeq and is a predicted model, not a curated record. Gene Ontology annotation, cellular component: mitochondrial ribosome. The coding region runs from base 1 to 930 and encodes 309 amino acids.